GAACCGAAUGUCCUCAGAGGAUCGGCAUCUAGGCUCCAGCUGCGGCUCUUUUAUCAAGACGGAGCCAUCCAGCCCUUCCUCGGGCAUUGAUGCCCUCAGCCACCACAGCCCCAGCGGCUCUUCGGACGCCAGCGGCGGCUUUGGCAUGGCCCUGGGCACUCACGCCAACGGUCUGGACUCGCCACCCAUGUUCACAGGUGCGGGGCUAGGAGGCACGCCAUGCCGCAAGAGCUAUGAGGACUGUGCCAGUGGUAUCCUGGAGGACUCGGCCAUCAAGUGCGAGUACAUGCUCAACGCCAUCCCCAAGCGGCUGUGCCUCGUUUGCGGGGACAUUGCCUCUGGCUAUCACUAUGGCGUGGCCUCCUGUGAGGCCUGCAAGGCCUUCUUCAAAAGAACCAUCCAAGGGAACAUCGAGUACAGCUGCCCGGCCACCAACGAAUGUGAGAUCACAAAACGGAGGCGCAAGUCCUGCCAGGCCUGCCGCUUCAUGAAAUGCCUCAAAGUAGGGAUGCUGAAGGAAGGUGUGCGUCUUGACCGAGUGCGUGGAGGCCGCCAGAAGUACAAGCGACGGCUAGACUCUGAGAGCAGCCCGUACCUGAGUUUACAGAUUUCUCCACCUGCUAAAAAACCAUUGACUAAGAUUGUCUCAUACCUGCUGGUGGCUGAGCCGGACAAGCUAUAUGCCAUGCCUCCCCCUGGCAUGCCUGAAGGGGACAUCAAGGCCCUAACCACUCUCUGUGACCUGGCAGACCGGGAACUUGUGGUCAUCAUUGGCUGGGCCAAGCACAUCCCAGGCUUCUCCAAUCUGUCACUGGGGGACCAGAUGAGCCUGCUGCAGAGCGCCUGGAUGGAGAUCCUCAUCCUGGGUAUUGUGUAUCGCUCAUUGCCCUAUGACGACAAGCUAGUGUACGCUGAGGACUACAUCAUGGAUGAGGAGCACUCGCGCCUGGCCGGGCUGCUGGAGCUCUACCGUGCCAUCCUGCAGCUGGUGCGCAGAUACAAGAAGCUCAAGGUGGAGAAAGAGGAGUUUGUGACGCUCAAGGCCCUGGCCUUGGCCAACUCAGAUUCCAUGUACAUAGAGGACCUGGAGGCCGUGCAGAAGCUACAGGACUUACUGCAUGAGGCGCUGCAGGACUACGAGCUGAGUCAACGCCACGAGGAGCCUCGGAGGACGGGCAAGCUGCUGCUGACGUUGCCCCUGCUGCGACAGACAGCCGCCAAGGCUGUGCAGCACUUCUACAGCGUGAAACUGCAGGGCAAGGUGCCCAUGCACAAACUCUUCCUGGAGAUGCUGGAGGCCAAAGCUUGGGCCAGGGCUGAUUCCUCUUAGGGCUGAUUUCCCUUAGGCCUGGAGGACACCAGAGGACACACCCCUCCCCCCACAAAGCCACCAAGAUGCAGUGUGUCCAUUUCUGGACCCCUCCCCAUCCACAGCCUGGGUGAACCAGUGCUCAGUGCCCAGGACUCCAGAGACUCAUAUCUGGUACUAACGGAGGUACUGUUCCCACAGUGGGCAGAGCCUGGGACAGGAGUGUUUUCAGAGGCCCUGCUUGCUCUGAGGUCCCUGUGGCCGCUCCUCAGGCCCCUCUCCUCAAUCCAGCUGGCUCCCUUCCCAUCCUCUUUUCCUCUGUGCCCUAGCACAUCUGGCUCCCAGUUGGUGCUCCUACCAGCCUACCAGUGGUCUCCACCCCCCUAAGAGGCUCUUUCCCUGCUUCCUUGCCCUA
Nannospalax galili (Upper Galilee mountains blind mole rat) is the source of this 1724-nucleotide messenger RNA. It is a transcript of the gene Esrrb, whose product is annotated as estrogen related receptor beta. NCBI's taxonomy places the organism in Eukaryota, Metazoa, Chordata, Mammalia, Rodentia, Spalacidae. The record is from RefSeq and is a predicted model, not a curated record. Gene Ontology annotation, biological process: regulation of DNA-templated transcription. Gene Ontology annotation, molecular function: nuclear steroid receptor activity; sequence-specific DNA binding; steroid binding. The coding region runs from base 8 to 1330 and encodes 440 amino acids. The transcript has 7 exons. Gene Ontology annotation, cellular component: nucleus.